GGCACGAGCCACUGCAUCCGACCCCUGUCAUUCUUUUUUUUCUGUCUUUCUUUUUCUUCUCUUCUCUAAAUACUGUAAAAAAUUUCUGAACCCCAGCAUCUCUCUCUCUCCUUCUGUUCCAGUCUGCCAUGAUCAAUCACUGAGCUCCUGUGAUACCUCCACAUUUCCCAUUAUUGUCCCCAUCGAACACAUACGCUUCAACCCGGCAGCCAGGUCAUCAUGUUGGCGUGUAAAUCACAUCAUGCCAUGUCAUUCCUGAAAACCCAUCCUCCACUCUCCUUAGCACUCAGAACCGACUGUGAACCAGCUUUGGUCUGCGAGGUUCUACAUGGCCUGGCCUCCGUCACCCUCUCCUCACACAGGCCCCAUCCAUCUCCUGACUCUCUGCUUCUGUCCUUCACCCCGUAGUGCCUGAUCCAUCCCCACUCCCGCCCAUACCCUUGGCCUCACAGCAACCUGGAACUCCCCCUCUGCCUCUGCACAGGCAGCUCUGCUUCUUCCUUCAAGCCCUGCCCAAGGGUACCUCCACAGAAGGCUCUGCCCAACCAGCGGCAACUCCUGGGGCUCCCUCUGCUGCUGUUGCCCACAGGCCUGUGGACUGCUUCCCUACCACCAGCCCAACGCUGUUUGUUUCAUUUGCUCAUUGUGCAGGUACUGUCUGCCCCACAUGAGGAUGUGAGCUCCACAAGGGCAGGGAACGUUGUUCUCUGGGCUGUUUACUGCUGAUCCCCAGCUACUGGCAUGCUGGCUGCCACAGAUGAUGAAUAAAUGAGAGGUGUCAGACCUGGAGUGAAAAGAAAGUCACUUUUCUGAGACAGAAAGGAAGGAUGAGGAAAAUCAUACACUAAAAGGGAUUUUUGGUGAUGGAGUGCAUAUAGAACUUUCAGCAGUAAUGGCCGCCUCUAUUUUCUCAGAAUAUAUUUGAUGUAGAGAGGAGGCUGCUUGUGGUGUAUCCAAGCUGUCUGGCUUCCAGCUCAGUAAAGCCUGGCGGUUUGUACGUGAAUUUGAGAAAUCGUGAUAUCAAGUGAGACUUGCUGCUUUCAACUUGUAAAGCAUAACAAACUGAAACUAUCCCAUGAGUGCCAGGGAUCUGUGAAUGUUGCUUUAGAGUUGUACUAUCUUACUUGGUUUCCAUAUCUAUUCAUAGGGCCAGAAAAUAAGAGGUGGUUUUAUUAUAUUAUGUGUCCUGGCCUCAGUUCAUCAGGUCUGAGAUUUCCCCCGGUAUAUCCUCCCAUUUAUGAAAGAAAUAAUUCCCUAGAAACUGAGGAGCACAUAGAUGUACCCAGAGGGGUGAUGAAACACACAUUUCUCACAGCUCAGAUUCUCAGUUUGGUUUCCAGAUCUGUCAUUCAUGAUAUCUAUGUGGAGGGGAAAGAAAAUUGUCAAACACCAACUGACGGCUUUUUGUCAAAAUCUGUUUCACUAGAGCUUAAGACAGGAGAUGGUGUUCUACCAAGCCAGUUGGAUUCUCAGAUUGAUGACUUCGCUGGUUUCAGCAAAGAUGGGCCGAUGCAGAAACCUGGUAGCAAUGCACCUGUGGGAGGAAUCAUUACCAGCAAUUUCUCUGGAGAUGACCUAAAAUGCAGAGAAAUAGUCCCUAUUCCCAAAAGCCAAGAAGAAAUUAAUGCUGAUAUAAAACGUCAAUUAGUGAGGGAAAUCCAAAGCAUUGGACGAAAAUACGAAAAGAUCUUCAAAUUGCUUGAAGAAGUGCAAGGACCUAUAGAAGUCAAGAAACUAUUUUUUGAAUCCAUCAUCAAGGAAGCAGCAAGAUGUAUGAGCCGAGACUUCGUUCAGCUCCUUGAGAAGAAACUGGAGCAUAUGAUUUGGGAGUACUUGUCCAUGGAGGAUUAUGACGACUCAAAUGCAUAAUCUUAUUAAUGAUUGAGGAGAGAAAAGGAUCAGAUUGCUGUUUUCUACAAUGGAGCAGGAUAUUGCUGAAGUCUCCUGGCAUAUGUUACUGAAUCAAAUGGCCUUCAAGAGGCUAAGAAAUGUCUGUUAGUAAAAGUUGUUCUUUUUCCCUAAGCAUUUCAUUUGAAAGAAUAACUUGUUUUUUGGUUGUUUUGUAUUCCCACCUAUGCUGGUAGAUAUUAUUAACCCAUUAAGUAAACACUAUUACAGUCGUGGUUUCUGCAGCAGCUCACAUUGCUGAAACUGGUGUUAAAGCCUUC
Chlorocebus sabaeus (green monkey) is the source of this 2168-nucleotide messenger RNA. Lineage: Eukaryota; Metazoa; Chordata; Mammalia; Primates; Cercopithecidae. The record is from RefSeq and is a predicted model, not a curated record.